Messenger RNA from Aphanomyces astaci, 1665 nucleotides. RefSeq lists its product as hypothetical. The transcript is spliced from 4 exons. The coding region runs from base 1 to 1665 and encodes 554 amino acids. The record is from RefSeq and is a predicted model, not a curated record. Gene Ontology annotation, cellular component: membrane. Lineage: Eukaryota; Oomycota; Saprolegniomycetes; Saprolegniales; Verrucalvaceae.
AUGGAGGCAGAUGGGGUGCAUCGAGAAGGGUUUAGCGAUGAAGCGCCCUUGUACAGCAUCCACAGCCGAAAGGGUGGUGGACGGCGGGACGCGGCGAGCGAAGACAAAGCAGUCACGUCGCCGACUGCGACUCGGCGCACGUCGAGCGAUGAUUACGACGCUGGCAAGCAUGACAAAGGAGAGUCACCAGUUGGUGGCAGCAUUCGGUCGCGCGUCGCCGCAUGGGCCCGGAAGCUCCGGGAAACGUUUGGCGUGCCGUUCCUGUCGUUGAUCGGGACCGUGUACUUUGUCCAAGGCUUCAACAGCUUCAGUUCGUUCGCGCUGGGGUAUUUAAUCAAGGACGUGAUGAAGCUCCAGCCGGCAGAUUCCCAAGCGGUGAUGACGGCCACGGGUAUUCCAUGGGGUAUCAAGCCCGUGUACGGCAUCCUGUCGGACAGUUUGCCGCUGUUUGGGUACCGGCGUAAGUCGUACCUCGUGCUCAUGAACAUGGUGGGAAUCGCUGCGUUCUACAGUUUGUACUCGAUCACCCCCGACUCGUCCAUCUCGUUCCUUAUGCUCAUAUUGAUCGGGUCCAGCGCAUCCACUGCCGUGAGCGACGUCAUCAUCGACGCGUUGGUCGUCGAGCGCGCGCGGCUCGAUCCCAAGGACGGGGCGACGGACUUGCAGUCGCUCACGUGGUGCAUGAUGGCGCUGGGGGGCAUCCUCGGCUCGCUUCUCGCCGGCCCCGCAACCAGCCACCUCGGGCCGAACAUGGUGUUUCUGCUCGCGUCCGUCGGCCCCAUCACGCUGUUCUUCCUCUCGUGCUCCAUGUCCGAAACCAGAGCGGCCUCACGGUCCAAGUCGUGUCCGCAGGUCGCCCGCGAGCAAGUGCGGCUGCUGUGCCAGGCGCUGCGCAUCCCCGUCGUGUGGCGCGCCGCGCUGUUUUUAUUCAGCGCCACGGCCAUCUCGCCGUCAUUUGGGCAGAUCCAAUUUUACUUUCUCACGGAGGAGCUGCAUUUCUCGGAAGAGUUUCUCGGCAACAUGGGCGCGUUGGGGUUUGUGUUUCUAAUGGUUGGUACGAUCGUGUACAACUCGUGCUUUAAGGACGUGCCGUUCCGUACAAUGUUCUUCUUUGCGCACAUUGGGCUCGCGCUCGUGUCGCUGGCCGAAGUGCUGCUUGUGACCCGACGCAACCUGGACCUUGGCAUCCCCGACAAGUGGUUUGUCAUUGGAGAUGCGAUCAUCUCCGACAUCAUCGGCCGCAUGAAGUCGAUGCCGCUGCUUGUGCUCUGCGCAAAGCUGUGCCCCAAAGGCAUCGAAGGCACGUUCUUUGCGCUGCUCAUGUCCAUCUCCAACAUGGCGUGGACCGUGAGUUCGUUCUGGGGCGCGUCUCUCUGUGCGCACCUUGGUAUUGCGCGGAACGCAUAUGAGAAUCUGUGGAUGGCCAUCACGAUUCGGAGUGUCAUGAAGAUCGUGCCGAUCUUCUUCCUCUGCCUCCUCCCCACCAUCGACCCCCAAGACGAAGUCGACGCCAUGACGUCCCGCCCCGACGGCGACUCCUCGGACUAUGAAAGUACCGUUGGCUCGGACUAUGCCAGUAGUACCCUCGGCGCCAACGUGGCCGAUCUCGAAAUGGACGAUCCCGUCGAACACGACGAGUUCCUCAAGGACAAGUUGCACCCGUGA